Messenger RNA from Pyrus x bretschneideri (Chinese white pear), 902 nucleotides. RefSeq names its product cullin-associated NEDD8-dissociated protein 1-like. The transcript has 3 exons. Gene Ontology annotation, biological process: protein ubiquitination; SCF complex assembly. Gene Ontology annotation, cellular component: nucleus. The record is from RefSeq and is a predicted model, not a curated record. The coding region runs from base 34 to 708 and encodes 224 amino acids. NCBI's taxonomy places the organism in Eukaryota, Viridiplantae, Streptophyta, Magnoliopsida, Rosales, Rosaceae.
UUUUUAUGACAUUUGUUUUAGAACCCCUCAAACAUGUAUGGAAUUUUUUCUAACAUUCUUUGCCUUUGUGGAAAUCAGGCCAAUCGGCAUUUAAGACAGGCCAAAUUGGGGACCUUGAAUUCCCUAAUUAUUGCUUACGGCAACAAAAUUGGUUCAGCAGCUUAUGAAGUUAUUAUUGUAGAGCUUGCUACACUGAUAAGUGAUUCGGACUUGCAUAUGACGGCCCUUGCCCUGGAACUCUGCUGCACCUUGAUGGUGGACAGGUCAAGCCCAGUUGUUGGUUUGGCUCUUAGAAGCAAAGUUCUUCCGCAAGCACUACCGUUAAUUAGAAGCUCAUUGGUGCAGGGGCUUGCCCUUUCGGCUUUGCAAAAAAAUUUCGCUUCCUUGGUGUAUUCUGCAAAUACAAGUUUUGAUGCCUUGCUAGACUCUCUUCUUUUGAGUGCUAAACCAUCUCCUCAGUUGGGUGGGGUUGCAAAGCAAGCUUUGUAUUCAAUAGCUCAAUGUGUGGCCGUCCUUUGCCUUGCUGCUGGUGACCAGCAAUGUUCAUCUACCGUGAAAAUGCUCACUGAAAUUCUCAAAGAUGACAGCACUACAAAUUCAGUAAGUCGUCCUGUUCGGAAAAAAGAUGAAAUCAACCCAAUUAUGAUUAUAUUCACGGAUGACAGGAUUUGGUGGUGUAAGCAAACUGUCAUUGUACAGUUGGGGUAGCCUAAUAGAUUUUAGAAGAGAUUAAAUCCACUACCACGACCAUAUAGAGAAUCAACGUUAGUUCUUAGGCUGAAAAAAAAAAAUAAAUAAAUAAAAGUUGCAUGUAGGGUUGAUGUUUUUAUUCUUAACAGAUUAAUACAUCAAUGUUAAUUGUAUAAAUAUAAAGUCUUCUACGAUAAUAUUUUCUACAUUAA